AUGAAAUGUGACCAGUAACCUCUGCUCAUUCUCCCACCCUUUCCCUGCCACGAUGGAAGUUAGGACAUCAACUGUCUUCAUUAAGUUGCUUUUGUCAGGGUAGCUUGUCCCAGCAAAAGGAAUGCUGCAGCUUGUGUGGGCAAACAUGAAGUAACUAAGCAGAGCUGCCAAGUCAUGGCCAGUUCCUUCUGCAGAGGCGUGGAACAGGAAACCAGAAUUGGGCAAGUGUGUUUUUUGUCUCAUCUUCAUUAAGGGGACUUUACGGAGAGGGCAUCGGGGGACAACUAAAAAGAACCAAAGAGAGAGACAUGGAAUUCUGAUAUGUGAAUCCCCAUUUCAGGAAACCACCUGAGAAGAAGCAGGACCGUGACCUUACUGAAGAAGAUGGCCGAGCACGGGGAGGCCUCUGUGGAGCCAGUUACUGAGUUUGAUUAUGAUCAUCUCCAUGAGCUCUCUGCUCUUCUCGGUGUGGAUGCAGUGCAGCUGGCCAAGAGCCAAGAUGAAGAAGAGCAUAAAGCACGAAUGAAAAUGAAGAAAGGUUUUAACUCACAGAUGCGCAGUGAAGCCAGGAGAUUAAAGACUUUUGUGACCUAUGACCCAUAUAGCUCAUGGACGCCUCAGGACAUGGCAGCUGCUGGGUUUUACCUUACUGAGGUGAAACCUGGGGUGCAAUGCUUUUGCUGUAGCUUAAUCCUCUUUCACACCAGCCUCAGGAAAGUUCCCAUAGAAAUCCACAAGAAAUUUCGUCCAGAAUGUGAGUUCCUGUUGGGCAAAGAUGUUGGUAACAUUGGCAAGUAUGACAUAAGGGUGAAGAGUCCAGAGAAGACACUGAGAGGAGGCAAAGCACAGUACCAAGAAGAAGAGGCCAGGCUGGAGUCCUUUGAGAAGUGGCCUUUUUAUGCCCAUGGGACCUCACCACGUGGACUCUCCGCAGCUGGCUUUGUCUUUACAGGUGAAAGGGACACUGUGCAGUGCUUCUCCUGCGGUGGAUGCCUGGGAAACUGGGAAGAAGGAGACGAUCCCUGGAAGGAGCAUGCCAAGUGGUUCCCCAAAUGUGAAUUUCUUCAAAGUAAGAAGUCGUCAGAGGAAAUUGCCCAGUAUAUUCAAAGCUACGAGGGAUUUGUUCAUGUAACGGGAGAACAUUUUGUGAAUUCCUGGGUCAGAAGAGAAUUACCUAUGGUAUCAGCUUACUGCAAUGACAGCGUCUUUGCUAAUGAAGACUUGAGGAAGGAGACUUUUAAGAACUGGCCCCACAAGUCACCUGUGGCUGUUGAAGCUCUUGUCAAAGCAGGCCUUUUUUACACAGGCAAAAAGGACCUUGUCCGGUGUUUUUCCUGUGGAGGAUGUAUGGAGAAGUGGGAGGAAGGUGACGACCCUUUAGCAGACCACACCAAGUUUUUCCCAAAUUGUGUAUUUCUUCAAAACUUGAAGUCCUCUGCAGAAGUGAUUCCAGCCCUUGAGAGCCACCAUGCACUUCUUGAAGCCAUGGAAAUCACAAGUGAAAGUAAUCAGGAGGACCCAGUUCAUCCCACCAAGGCCGGCUUGGCUCUGAGGGAAGCCCAGUGGUUUCAAGAGGCAAAGAGUCUGAGUGAGCAGCUGCGAGGCGCCUACACCAAAGCCACUUUCCGCCACAUGAAUUUGCCAGAGGUGUGCUCUAGCCAAGGCACUGACCACUUGCUUGGCUGUGAUGUGUCCAUCAUUGCAAAGCACAUCAGCAGGCCAGUGCAAGGGGCCCUGACAAUCCCAGAGGUCUUUGCUAAUCUCAGCUCAGUCAUGUGUGUGGAGGGGGAAGCUGGCAGUGGGAAGACAACCUUCCUGAAGAAAAUAGCUUUUCUCUGGGCAUCAGGGUGCUGUCCCCUGUUGAACAGGUUCCAGCUGGUCUUCUACCUCUCCCUUAGUUCCACCAGACCAGACCAGGGUCUGGCCAGCAUCAUCUGUGCCCAACUUCUAGAGGCAGGAGGCUGUGUUAAUGAAGCAUGCCUAAGCAGCAGCAUCCAGCAGUUAAAACACCAGGUGCUGUUCCUGUUGGAUGACUAUAAUGGGAUGGACUCACUCCCCCAAGCCCUAGAGACACUGAUUACAAAAAACUACUUGUCACGAACCUGCUUAUUGAUCGCUGUCCAUACAAACAGGGCCAAGUCCAUCCGUCCACACCUGGAUACAGUUCUAGAGAUCAAAGAAUUUCCUUUCUAUAAUACAGUCUCUGUGUUAAGGAAGGUCUUGUCACAGAGUAUAACACUUCUGCAAGAGUUUAUGGUUUAUUUCGGAAAGAAUGAGGAUUUAAGGGGAAUUCACAAAACUCCUCUCUUCGUAGCAGCAGUCUGUACUGACUUGUUUCAAAAUCCUUCUGACCAGCCCUUUCAUGAUGUGGCAGUUUUCAAGUCCUAUAUGAAGUACCUGUCCUUAAAGUACAAAGCUGCAGCUGAGGCCCUCAAGGCCACUGUGUCCUCAUGUGGGCAGCUGGCAUUGAGAGGGCGUUUUUCUUCAUGCUUUGAGUUCAACAAUGAUGACCUCACAGAGGCUGGUGUGGAUGAAGAUGAAGACCUGACUGCCUGCUUGAUGAGCAAAUUCACUGCCCAGAGACUGAGACCAGUCUACCGGUUUUUAAGUCCUCUUUUCCAAGAAUUUCUUGCUGCCAUGAGGCUGACUCAACUCCUGGGUUCAGACAGGCAGGAAGAGCAAGACCUGGGAAUUCAUUAUUUGAGACAAAUUAACUCACCCUUGAAGGCUCUGACCACCUACAACAACUUUUUGAAGUAUGUCUCCAGCCACCCUUCAUCAAAGGCAGGGCCAGAAGUUGUGUCUCAUUUGCUUCAGUUGGUGGAUGAGAAAGAGUCGCUGGAGAACAUGUCUGAAGAAGAGGAUCAUGUAAAGCAUGGAGCAGAACCUUCUUUUAUAACACAGUCAAUUAAAGAAUUGUGGCACUUUUCUCCUGAAGCUUUGUCUUCAAAUUUUUCAGAAAAUUUAUUGAGACUUGCUCUAAACUUUGCUUAUGAAAGCAACACAGUUUCUGCAUGUUCUCCAUUGAUUUUGCAAUUCCUUCGAGGGAGAAAACUGGCUUUAAAAGUAUUGAAUUUCCAGUACUUUAGGGACCACCCAGAAAGCCUAUUACUGUUGGCAAGUAUAAAAGUCUCCAUGAAUGGAAAUAAAAUGUCACCUAAUGUAGGUUAUUCAGUCAUGAAAAAGUGUUAUGAAACAUUACAGCCACCAACUAUAGAUGAGGACUAUGCAUCUGCCUUUGUACAUAUGAAGGAAUGGGCAGAAAAUUUAGCUAAAAAUCAAGAGAAUGUAUACAGUUUUUUCAAUAAAAUGAAUAACCAACGUAGCCAUCUACCCAAAAUAAAUUCUGGCUAUUGGAAACUGUCACCCAAGCCACACAAGAUCCCUAGGUUGGAAGUUGCAGUGGCUGAGAUGGGCCCAGCAGACCAAGCACUGCUCCAGGUCCUAAUGGAAGUCUUCUCAGCUUCACAGAAUAUUGAGCUCUGCUUGUCCAACAGCAAUGGCUUUCUUGAAAGCAUCCACCCAGCUCUGGAGCUGAAUAAGACCUCUGUCACCAAGUGUUCCCUGUGCAGGCUGGAGCUCAGCACAGCAGAACAGGAGCUGCUUCUCACCCUGCCUGCCCUGCAGUCUCUUGAGGUCUCAGGGACGAACCAGUUACCAGAUCAGCUCUUUGCAAAUUUGGACAAGUUCCUGGGCCUGAAAGAACUGUCUGUGAGACUAGAUGGCAAAGCAGAUGUGCUUUCAGUCCUUCCUGGAGAGUUCCCAAACCUACACCACAUGGAAAAGUUAUCUAUCCAAACUUCCACAGAGUCUGACCUCUCCAGACUAGUUAAAUUGAUUCAGAACUCUCCAAAUCUUCAUGUCUUUCACCUGAAAUGUAAUUUCCUGUUGAAUUGUGAGUCUCUCAUGGCUGCGCUUUCUUCCUGCAAGAAACUCAGAGAGAUUGAGUUUUCUGGACAAUGCUUUGAAACCACGUCAUUUGUCACCGUCUUGCCAAAUUUUGUUUCUCUGAAGAUACUGAAUCUUAACGACCAACACUUUCCAGAUAAGGAAACAUCAAGAAAGUUUGCAAAGGCUCUGGGUUCUCUCAGGAACCUGGAGGAACUGCUUCUUCCCACUGGGGACGGGAUUCACCAAGUGGCCAGACUGAUUGUCCAGCAGUGUCUGCAGCUUCAGUGUCUCCGAGUUCUUGCUUUUCACCAGACCUUGGAUGAUGACAGUUUGCUGGAAAUUGCCAAGGUAGCAACCAGUGGAGGCUUCCAGAAACUUGAGAACUUAGAUCUUUCAGUGAAUCACAAGAUUACACAGGAAGGAUACAGACAUUUCUUUCAAGCUCUCAACAACCUGCCAAACUUGCAAGAGCUGAACGUCUGCAGGCUUCUCUCAGAAUGCAUCCAAGUUCAGGCCACCACUGUCAAGGCUCUGAGUCAGUGUGUGAUGAGACUGCCCAGCCUCAUCUGGCUCGGGAUGCUCAGCUGGCUCCUGGAUGAAGAGGACAUGAAAGUGAUGAAUGCUAUGAAGGAAAGACACCCUCAGUGCAAACGCUUGACUAUCUUCUGGAAAUGGGUACUGCCAUUCUCUCCUGUCAUUCAGAAGUGAAGGAUGCAGCUGAAGGCUACUGACAGUUUUAAAUAUCUGAUUUCCUAAAACAUUUUACUGUAGCUAAGCAAGGUGGUACUCCUCUGUCCUUUCAGCAUUUAUGAGACUGAAGUGGGAGAAUUAAGAAGUUCAGAGCAGCUUGUGUUGUAUAGCAAGAUCUUGUCUUAACUAAUUGGCCUGCUCUUUGAUCACCUCCCCCUGAGCAAGAAGCAGUCUUACCAGGCCACACAAGAUGACAAUUCAGCCAUUCCUGAUGAGACCUAAUAGACUAGGAUCAGAAGGUAGGAGAGGGGGAACUCCCCUAUUAGUGGACUUGGGGAGGGGCAUGUUUGAAGAAGGGUGAGGGAAGGUGGAAUUAGGAGGGGAGGAGGUAGAGAUUUAUGGGGGGAUACAAAGUGAAUAAAGUGUAAUUAAUAAAAGUUAAAAAAAUUAAAAGCAUAACUAACCAUCAUAUGAAAUAAUAUUUAUUAAAGGUGCAGGCUGCUGAUACUUUUCUAGAAGCCUGCCUGUUCCUCACUAAACUUAGCAGCUAUGAUGAACAGUGCCUUGGCAGUCCUUGUAUGGUCUUCCUGCCUAAAGAUUACAGCUUUUGUCAAGUUCACGCAGAGACCACUCCAUUGCCAAGGUCAACAGGAAUGGGCUGGGGAAAAGAACAUCAGUGUAUAAAAGGAAGGAGUAUUUGAUGGAGGUAAGAAACAGACAGUUUAGUAUUGCAUCAUUCUCACACAUGAUGAAGCAUGAGGCAACUUUACCACAGGAUGCAGCUGACUUUCCAGGAGAUGCUUAGUAUUUGCAGGGCUUUUGUAUGUUCGCCAGCAUUGGUGUGGCCAUGCUUACUGUCAUGUCUCAUUCAUUGCCAAUGUGAGGGGGGAAAUGGGCUUAGAGAAAACUGCUAUUCUUCCAGAGGAUUUUGAAAAGUUUGCAUGUGCUGUAAUGGCCUUAAGGUUUCCUUUGUUUUUCCAUUUUGUUGUUUAGAGACAGGUUUUCACUAGGUAGCCUUUGAUAGCCUGGAACUGAAUGUGUGGAUCAGGCCUACCUGGAACUCACAGAGAUCUGUCUGCCUCUGUCUCUUGGGGACUAAGAUUGUUAAAAUCAUAUUUGUAGAAACAUUAAGGACUCAGGGAUAUAUUAACUUGGCUUUGACAUUCAUUUAGUAUUCCACAUGUAUAUAAAAAUCUUAUCUUGAUACUUAUGUUGGCUUAACAUAAAUAUAUACUUUUAAUUGGUCAAUUUAUACCUCAAUAAAUCUGGAGGAAAUAGAUUUCCAAACAGAUUUUAUUAAAUCUUUGAUUAUAUCUGUAAAGUUGAGUCAGAAAGUAUUCUUACUUUCCAUUCUACUCCUUUCUGUAUUAUUCUUUAUCUUACAGUUCCCUGUGUUAUUUUUAUGUUUAAAAUAAAAGAUUCAGGACCUUGAGAGAUGUUAAGAACACUUGUUAAUAGAUUGUUAAGAACACUUGUUACUUUUACAGAGGACCCUUGUUUGGUUCCAAGACAGUCUCUCUCUCUAUUUCUCUUUCUGUUUUCCCUCUCUGUUUCUUUUGAGACAGGGUUUCUCUGUGUAGUCAUGGCUGUUUUUAGACUCAUUCUGUAGAGCAAGCUUACCUGAAACUCAGAGACACCCUGUCUCUAUAGGAUCAGACAUUAAAUAUUUUAUUAUCUGAUUUGACAUGUAAUACUUUAUUGUCAGAAAUGUUUAAAUGUUAUAACAGAAUCCAGUGAGUAGACAGAAAUGACAGGUCACUCUGUUCCAGGUAGCAAGGUGUAGUUAUGCUAACAAUGAGGUGGACUGGCAGUGUUUUCACUAAAGAAAUCAAUAAAUCUGUAAUUACUAA
Molecule: messenger RNA, 6431 nt
Organism: Meriones unguiculatus (Mongolian gerbil)
Lineage: Eukaryota; Metazoa; Chordata; Mammalia; Rodentia; Muridae
Product: baculoviral IAP repeat-containing protein 1a-like
Exons: 16
Coding region: 385-4599 (1404 amino acids)
Biological process (GO): pyroptotic inflammatory response; detection of bacterium; defense response to bacterium
Cellular component (GO): IPAF inflammasome complex
Molecular function (GO): cysteine-type endopeptidase inhibitor activity involved in apoptotic process; ATP binding; ATP hydrolysis activity
Source: RefSeq, a predicted model, not a curated record